AUGAAGGAUUUGGGGUCUUUUCGGUAUUUUCUUGGUAUUGAGGUUGUUACUUCUCCUACUGGGUAUUUUCUUUCUCAAACUAAAUAUGCCUGUGAUAUUCUUUCUCAUGCUAAUCUCACUGAUGACAAAAUUGUCGACACUUCUCUUGAGUUGCAUGCUAAGUUUUCUGCUUUUGAUGGCGUUCCUCUUGAGGAUCCCACUUUGUAUCGUGAGUUGGUUGGGUGCCUUGUUUAUCUCACCGUUACUUGCCCAAAUAUCUCCUAUGUUGUGCACAUUCUCAGUCAGUUUGUUUAUGCUCCUUGUUCCACACACUGGGCUACCUUACUUUGUACUUUGCGCUACCUUUGUGGCACUUUGUUGCACUGUUUGUUGUUAUCUGCCUCUUCGGACUUGACUCUUCGUGCCUAUGCUAACGCUGAUUGGGCAGGUGACAUCUCUGAUCGCAAAUCCACUUCUGUUCUUUGUGCUUUCCUCGGCGAUUCUCUCAUAUCCUGGAAGAGUAAGAAACAAUCUGUUGUUGCUCAUUCCACAGCUGAGGCUGAGUAUCGUGCCAUGGCUCAUGCUACUUUCAAGAUAGUUUGGGUUCGGUGGCUUCUUUCUGAUAUGGAUGUCUCUUUUUCUGAUCCAACUCCAUUGUAUUAUGAUAAUCAGAGUGCUAUCCAAAUUGCCUAUAAUUCACUCUUCUAUAAGCGGACCAAGCAUGUUGAAAUAGAUUGUCACUUUGUCAAAUAG
Molecule: messenger RNA, 732 nt
Organism: Camellia sinensis
Lineage: Eukaryota; Viridiplantae; Streptophyta; Magnoliopsida; Ericales; Theaceae
Source: RefSeq, a predicted model, not a curated record